AUGAUAGCUAAAGCAGCUAAUGAUGUGAAUAAAAACUUGGCCAAACAAGCUUUGAUAAUCCUGUCUUCCUUUGCUUCAUCAAUACCAAAAUCAGACGCUGUGAAUUACAUAAAGUAUGUUGAACCUCCUAUUUUACUCUGUUUUGGUGAUUCAAAAGUUCAAAUACGUGAGGCAGCUGUAACUGCACUUAGCUCUUGGCAAAGUCGAGUUCCCAUUUUAUCAGUAUUUGAAAAUGACAUGUUAGCUGACGCCUUAAAGAUGGAAAAUCCAUUUUUACGAGCCGAAUUACUACGUUGGCUUCAAGAUGUUCUCUCACCUAUGCCAUUAAACGCCCUGCGGAAAAACGCUUCAGAAAUAACAGAGAAUCUAAUACCUCAGGUAUUUGCUUCUCUUGAAGAUCGUAAUGUUGAAGCUCGUAAACAAGCCCAACUAGUUCUUCCUUCAUUAAUACAAGUUUUUGGCUGGGAACCUAUCUUAAAGUCGACCAAUCGUUUGAAGCCCACCUCAAAGGAUUCAAUUAUGCCUCAUUUGGAGAAAGCUCGUGAAACGGUACGUGUAGGUAAUGGAGCACCUCCACAACCUUCCUCAAAUGCCCCAGCUACUACUCCAGAAAAUAGCGAGGAAUCUGAAAAUGCUACGCAAUCUUCAGGCAAUACCUCAAAGUCUGUUUCCGAUACGAAGAAAAAGGCUGAUAGUAAAAAGUCUAUCAACACGUCUAAAAAGUCAGAAAAAACGCAAGCUUUUAAAAUGGGAUUUCGAUGCUCCAACAAAAGACACAUACAACAAUUAAGUACAUUAUUCACUGCAGCUGGAACCGCUCCUGAAUUUCAUGCACUUUUAUUUCAUACCGACUUUAAACAACACAUUAAGGCGAUUGAACAGCUUUCUCAAUUACUAGAUACCACUGAAGGCUGUGAGGCUACUGUAAUAAAUGUAGAUAUUAUCUUGAGAUGGAUUGUUCUACGAUUCUUUGAAACAAAUCCAGUUGUUUUAGGCAGAUGUAUGGAUUAUCUAACAAAAUUAUUCGUUUUUAUGUCAGAGUCUGGAGCAAAUCUUUCUGAACACGAAGGUGGUUCAUUUCUUCCUUAUUUGGUAAUGAAAGUGGGUGAACCUAAAGAUAUAAUUCGACAGAAUAUUCGAGGAAUAUUGAAACUUGUGGUUAAUCUCUAUCCACCCAGUCGUCUAUUCACAUUUCUCACUAAUGGGACUAAGGCUAAAACAGUAAAACAAGACAAGAGUGCUUGGAUGAGAUGGGUUCUCUGA
Schistosoma mattheei is the source of this 1263-nucleotide messenger RNA. The record is from the annotation of a GenBank genome assembly. Lineage: Eukaryota; Metazoa; Platyhelminthes; Trematoda; Strigeidida; Schistosomatidae.